Penicillium cinerascens is the source of this 1596-nucleotide messenger RNA. RefSeq names its product cation diffusion facilitator family transporter. The record is from RefSeq and is a predicted model, not a curated record. Lineage: Eukaryota; Fungi; Ascomycota; Eurotiomycetes; Eurotiales; Aspergillaceae. The transcript is spliced from 4 exons. Bases 1 to 1596 code for a protein of 531 amino acids. Gene Ontology annotation, cellular component: membrane. Gene Ontology annotation, molecular function: zinc ion transmembrane transporter activity. Gene Ontology annotation, biological process: zinc ion transmembrane transport; intracellular zinc ion homeostasis.
AUGGGACUCUCCAAGACUAACAGGAUCAUUAUCCUGCUUGUGAUCGACACGGCCUUCUUUCUGUUGGAGCUGAUCACUGGCUAUGCCGUCCACUCCCUUGCCCUGGUCGCCGAUUCCUUUCACAUGCUAAACGAUGUCAUCUCACUAUGCGUCGGACUUUGGGCUGUCAAGGUCGCCAACCAGGAGACAAAUUCGAAGAUGUACACAUACGGUUGGCAACGCGCAGAAACCCUCGGUGCUCUCGUCAACGGUGUUUUCCUAGUAGCCCUUUGCAUGUCGAUCUUCUUGGAGGCAGUUCAACGUUUGGUGGAACCCCAGGAGGUCCAGAAUCCGAAGCUGGUCUGCAUUGUCGGCUGCCUCGGCCUUCUUUCCAAUAUCGUGGGCUUGGCCCUGUUUCAUGACCACUCCCACGGUGGCCAUAGUCAUGGCCAUGAUCACGGCCAUGCACACGACGAUCAUGAGGAUAUUGAGCAAGGCUACAGCGACCACCCGCACAGCGACUCGGUCGUUGCGGAUGAAAACGUUCCCGAGAACCUGGUCGGGGCUGGUCGUCCUACGAGCUUGCCCCAGAACGGUCUUACCCAUUCUGCCACUGAACCCGCAUCUCCCGUCUCACGCAAACGCCUUGUACCGGAAUCUACUCGCGGCUCUCGGAGAUUCAGCACCUCGACCGGACGUGGUAUCACCAAUGUGGAGGACAUAUAUGCGCACCCGGCAACUAUGCGACAGGACAUCAUUGCUGCUGGCCGUGGGACCUUUGACAACGACCCGUCCUCCGACUCCGACAGCCGAGAUGACGAAGUCCCAACCGAGCAAUCCGGCCUUCUUCGUCACCGUGACCGCGCGUCAAACUACACCGAUGAGCAUGAUGGUCCGUUCAAGGUUCCUAACCGCCAGGAGGACAUCCACAAGGGUCACAACCAUGCCCAACCGAAGUCAAAGAGCCAGAAGGGUGGUCACGGCCAUGGCCACGACCUCAACAUGCGCGGAGUCUUCCUCCAUGUUAUGGGAGAUGCCCUUGGCAACAUCGGUGUCAUUGUGUCUGCGUUGAUCAUUUGGCUGACUGACUACGAAUGGCGAUUCUACGUGGAUCCCGGCAUUUCACUCGUCAUCACACUCAUUAUUCUGGCUUCUGCCAUUCCCCUUUGCAAGGCCGCGUCUCGUAUCCUGCUCCAAGCCGUGCCCCCCGGCAUGAGCAUCGACCACAUCAAGGAGGACAUCGAGGGUCUCCCAGGUAUUCUUGGUUCUCACCACCUCCACGUGUGGCAGCUGAGCGACACCAAAGUUGUCGCCUCGAUUCACAUUCAAGUCGACACCGAGAUCAAGGGAGAGGGCUCGGAGCGCUACAUGAACCUUGCGCGACAGGUCCGUCUUUGCCUCCACGCCUACGGUAUUCACUCUUCGACCAUCCAGCCCGAGUUUGCCCCGGAUACCGACGCGGAGGAUACCUCGAAUCAGACUCAACCUUCAUCUUCCGCUGAUCCUAAUCCGCCCAGUCGUGCGGCCAGCCUGCGGAGUGAUCCCCAGGCUUGUCUCCUGGAAUGCGACGACCACUGUGCCCGAGGAGGCCAGUGUUGUCCGAAAAAGUCGACCUGA